GCUGUUCUGCUAUCGAUAGCAAGAGUAUGAAGAGAAUUCGGAAAAUUCGGAAAUUCUAGCAAAUCAAAAUAAUAAUGGAUAAACUUGGACUCGGCUGUCCGUUUUCUUUCCUUGGUGGAAAGGAGGGAAGAACGCAGGGUAUCAGGGCCAAACCAGAUAUACUCCAGCUAAACUACGACUGUUAUUUGGAGAUACUUUCAUAUCUGACUGCACUCGAGGAUCAACUAAAUCUGGGCCGCGCCCAUAUUUUGUUCCACCAAAUGCUGGCGAACAUAUUGCCUACGCGGUAUGGCAAGAUCAAUGUGAAGAUGCUGAAAUCCAUUCAGGAUUGGGAAUAUAUGCUGCAAUUGUGCGGUUCCAGUGUGGUGCGGUGUGAGGUGCCCCACGGCCGCUGGGAUGAGUCCUUCACCCAUCCAUUUCUGGAUCUGCUCAACCAGAACUGUUCGAAUUUGCAACAACUUGUGCUGAUAUUCAUGCACUCGGACACGGACACACCGCCCGCUUCGAGGGACAGCAGAAAUGGACACGCUAACAUUAUGCAGCUGCUGAUGGAGCUUCCUGGACUGAGAAACCUGACGCUAAUCGAUGCCAGGGCACCUCAGCUUCAACAGUUGCAACAUUUCGGUGAACUGCAAGCCCUAGAUGUGGAUGGCAUUGACGUCAAUCUGAGUGAAGAGAAUUUCGUGCAUAUGUUCCACAACAAGGAGAAUUUGUGCCGGCUCUUGUUGAACUUUGGACGUGCCCUGAAACGCACAUAUCAGCUGCCCCAAGUGUCUGACCAUUGUGCUCAGCUGGAACAUCUGACGCUGGAGAACUUCGACUUGAACCUGCCCGAUAUUGGAGAGUUUAGAUCUCUGAAAUCUCUGCGUAUGAUCUCGCGCUGGAUUGGAGAAGUGAACAACGAUUUCUACAGAUCAUUGGCCAAACGCUAUGCUGAUCACUUAGAGCAGCUGCAGUUCCUGUCGAUUCGUAUUGGAGCGGCCCAAGUGCACCACAUACUGGCACUUAAGAGAAUCAAAGCGCUCGAAUGUGAUAAUUGGCCAUCGGAAGCUGUUGAAAAAUUAAGUCUACUAACUGAACUCGAGUGCUUGGCCAUAGAAUGUAUUAAUCCCAUUAAGGGAGUCAAUUGUCAGCUUCUGUCGGUCCUAAGCAGCUGCUGCAAGCUGGCGCAUCUGAAGCUGGGCAAGCGUUGGCAAAUGACCAGCUCUGAGGCGACAAGAUUUCUCUCCGAUGUGCGAGACGUUCGUUUGGGGUCCAAAACGAAGCUACUGCUGACGCUUUCGUUUAUCAAAUUGAAAGAGCAUCAACAAAUGUUGAAUGAUUUGUUCACAAAUGACACACAUUUACGGCUUGGUUUCCAUGACGUCUGCCAUUACUGUCGACCAGAUACACACUCCAGAUGUGACACAAUCUUUGACUAAAGAUAAAAGCAUAUGCAUACCUCACAAUGGGAAUAUUCUAUGGCAACCGUCAGCCUCAGUAUCCAAUCGUUGUAGGCAAUACCAUUCCUCUCAAACUCGCGUCGUUUACUCUCAUAAUCAUAGACAUCAGUCUCGCCGUUAAUCCACGUUUGCGAGUCCAUGUUUAUCACGGGCAGAAAUCCAUCUCCUGUCAGUUGUAUAUCAAAUGCAGAAUGCCACAAAACGCAAGUGGCAUGCGAAUCUACAAAAUAUUUUUGGGCUAAAUGGAUACAAACCGACUUAAAGUAUUACCAUUUGAAAGCAGGGAACACAGAAACUCACCCAGAAAAUUAAGAACGAUUGACCAAUAGCUGGGUUCCACUAGUAAAUGGCUCAUUGUUGCUUUGUUCUCCCACUUAUAUGUAUUACACGUAUUUAUAGAAAAUUGUGCAGUAUUAACUUUAAAUUGUAUUUAUUUGAGUUACGAUUGAAGUACCUGUAGAAAGUGCGUCUUAAUUAUAGCGAUUAUCGCUUCAAAUUGUGAGGCAAAGUGACUGAGAGAACUGUUUAAAUAUUUAUUGACAUAAAUAUGUGUUUAGUGAUUAUUGUAAUAUAAUAAACAAAUAUAAUUUUGUUAUGCAUA
Drosophila guanche is the source of this 2043-nucleotide messenger RNA. RefSeq lists its product as uncharacterized. The transcript is spliced from 3 exons. NCBI's taxonomy places the organism in Eukaryota, Metazoa, Arthropoda, Insecta, Diptera, Drosophilidae. Bases 75 to 1421 code for a protein of 448 amino acids. The record is from RefSeq and is a predicted model, not a curated record.